GAGAAAUCACGCACCGAUGACUUAUUAUAUCAGUUGUUGCCACCGUCUGUUGCUGAACAACUUAAAUUAGGGCGUGCUGUUCACGCUGAAUCCUUCGACGAUGCUACUAUUUAUUUUAGUGAUGUCGUUGGCUUCACUAAUAUUUGCCAUAGUAGCACUGCUAUCCAAGUAGUUUAUAUGCUGAAUGCGUUAUAUACUCUGUUCGAUCGAAAAAUUGAUAAUCACGAUGUCUAUAAAAUUGAAACUAUUGGUGAUGCUUAUAUGGUUGUUUCGGGUGUUCCAAAGCGGACGGGAGGACGCUUUCAUGCCAAAGAAAUUGCUAAUAUGGCAUUGGAUAUCAGGGCUGAAAUUGAAAAUAUUAAAGUACCGCAUAUGGAAGGUAGACAAAUUAAAUUAAGGAUCGGCAUCCAUACAGGUCCAUGUGCAGCUGGCGUGGUUGGUAUCAAAAUGCCUCGUUAUUGUUUAUUUGGCGAUACAGUAACAUUAGCUUCCAAGAUGGAAUCUAAUAGUCAACCAUCAAAAAUCCAUAUUAGCCAAAAUACUUAUGAAGCACUACUGGAGAUAGGUGGAUUUUUAACUGAAUACCGUUGUGAGAUUCAUGUUCAGGGGAUUGGAAUGAUAAAGACCCAUUGGUUGCUU
Molecule: messenger RNA, 639 nt
Organism: Trichoplax adhaerens
Lineage: Eukaryota; Metazoa; Placozoa; Uniplacotomia; Trichoplacea; Trichoplacidae
Exons: 4
Biological process (GO): cGMP biosynthetic process; intracellular signal transduction; receptor guanylyl cyclase signaling pathway
Molecular function (GO): peptide receptor activity; guanylate cyclase activity
Source: RefSeq, a predicted model, not a curated record